This is a messenger RNA of Nannizzia gypsea CBS 118893, 303 nucleotides long. RefSeq lists its product as hypothetical. Bases 1 to 303 code for a protein of 100 amino acids. The record is from RefSeq and is a predicted model, not a curated record. The transcript has 2 exons. Lineage: Eukaryota; Fungi; Ascomycota; Eurotiomycetes; Onygenales; Arthrodermataceae.
AUGGAGAAGACGGAGAAGAAGAAGACGGAGGAGGAGAAGAGGCAAAACCGACUCUUAGAGCAGCAGCAGGCAGGGCAGGCAGGGCAGGCGAGACUGCAGAGACAAGGUCAUGGACUCACGCAGCAGCACAACCCAUGCAAGGACUUGACUGAAGCAAGCAAGCAGCAAGAAGAAGAGAAGAAAGAAACCAGAAUCGAAAAAGCAGAGGGCAGGACGAGGGAUAAAGAGGAAGAAGACUUGAUAGUAGAAGAAGUAGAAGAGGAAGAGGAAGAAGGAGAAGAAGCAAGCAAGCAAGCAAGGUGA